AUGGCAAACAUUGAAGCUGUGGAUGAAGCAACUCAAAGGCAGGAAGGGAAUGGUUCCCAAGAGAAUAGGAUCGAACGUUUGGCAAGAGAGAUUUCUAUAAGUCUAGAAACUCCACGCCCUCCUUUGACAUUCAACUGUUGUAUCUACAAAACUCCGGAUGUUAUUCGCAAACAAAACAAAGCAGCCUACUCUCCUAAUGUUGUCUCAAUUGGGCCAUAUCACCAUGGAAAAAGUAAAUUGGAAUAUAUGGAAAAGUUCAAAUCGACAUAUGUCAAGAAUUUCCUUGAAAGAGUUCGUAAUGUUGGGUUGUUGGAGGAUUAUCUGAGAACCCUGACAGGAUUGGAAGACAGAAUAAGAAAAUGUUAUGCGGAGCAAGUUAAAAUGAGCAGUGGCAAGUUCUUGAGGAUGAUUAUAACCGAUUCGUGCUUCAUAUUUGAGUACUUUCUUCGGUUAGAUUCGAAUCAGCAGUGGGCAGUUGAAGAUCAUGUAUUACUAAAACCAUGGUUGGUAGGAGCCAUAUACGUCGACCUGAUAUUACUUGAGAAUCAAAUUCCAUUCUUUGUUUUGAAACAACUGUACGACAUGGCAUUUCCUGAAGGGUCAGGAAUUCCCUUUACGGAUCUUACCUCGAGCUUUUUUAAUGAUCUGAAAGUGAACGUGUUAGAACAUAAUGCCGAAGUAGUGACCGAACGAGUGGAGCACUUCACUCAUCUAAUAAGAGAGUUUUUCUUGCCACCAACUGACGAGAGACUCGAGUGGGAAACAAGUAGCCAGAUAGUGGAACAUUUGCCCAGUGCUAGUCAGCUGCAUGAAAUAGGGUUAAAGUUUAGGGCAGUGAGAGGGAACGGCUCAAUUCACUUACGCUUUGGAAAUGGUCAGUUGGAAAUGGCACCCUUUAAAGUAUAUGAUGACAUAGAAAUACACAUUAGAAAUGUGAUGGCAUUUGAACAAUGCCACUAUGCUGACAAUCAUUAUGUGAGUCAGUAUAUGUUUUUAUUAGAUUUCCUUAUAAACACUGCUAAAGAUGUGGAAUUGCUGGUGGACAAAGGCAUUAUCACUAAUGCGCUAGGCGACUCCAAGGCAGUAGCUACAAUGGUGAACAGCCUCAGAAAAAAUAUCAUAACACCAGGUGUACACUCUCAUUACCAUGAAGUUUGUUGUCAAGUAAAUAAAUUUUAUCGUAGCAGGUACCACAGAUGGUGCACAAAUUUGAGACGUGACUACUGUGGCACCCCAUGGAAAAUUGUUGGUUCUGCUGCCGCCGUGUUACUCAUUGUCUUCACUUUUGUUCAAAUGCCAUCACAUUAG
This is a messenger RNA of Neltuma alba, 1308 nucleotides long. Its product is annotated as UPF0481 protein At3g47200-like. The coding region runs from base 1 to 1308 and encodes 435 amino acids. The record is from RefSeq and is a predicted model, not a curated record. The transcript has a single exon. Lineage: Eukaryota; Viridiplantae; Streptophyta; Magnoliopsida; Fabales; Fabaceae.